GAGCAGCGGGACAUGCUCGCCCGUCUCCCCGGACUGGAGAACCCCACGAGCCCCCGGAUUCGCAGCCCCGCGAAUCUCGCCGUCCACCCGCUUCGGCCGCGGCCCCUUUGGCCUCGUGAGGAUGGCCCGGGUCCACGGGGGGAGAGUCCCCCUCCUGCUCCUGCAGGGCGCUCUCCUCGGAUUCGUGGCAGGGAAAGAAGUCAAGUCGGCGCUGCAGAGCCUCCCCCAGCCGAUGUCUCCCUCCGAUUUCCUGGACAAGCUGAUGGGCCGGACCUCAGGUUACGACGCACGCAUUAGGCCCAACUUCAAAGGCCCACCCGUCAAUGUGACGUGCAACAUCUUCAUCAACAGCUUUGGUUCAGUCACAGAAACGACCAUGGAUUAUCGGGUCAAUGUUUUUCUGCGACAGCACUGGAAUGACCCCCGCCUAACUUAUUGGGAAUACCCCGACGACUCUCUUGACCUGGACCCCUCCAUGCUGGACUCCAUCUGGAAGCCAGACCUGUUCUUUGCCAACGAGAAGGGAGCCAACUUCCAUGAAGUCACUACGGACAACAAGCUUCUGCGGAUUUUCAGAAACGGGGGAGUGCUGUAUAGCAUUAGGCUGACUCUCAUCCUCUCCUGCCCAAUGGAUCUCAAGAACUUCCCCAUGGACAUUCAGACAUGCACCAUGCAGCUGGAGAGCUUUGGUUACACCAUGAAUGACCUGAUCUUUGAGUGGGAGAAGGAGCAGGAGGCUGUGCAGGUGGCCGAGGGCUUGACGCUCCCUCAGUUUAUCCUGCGGGAUGAGAAAGAGCUGGGCUAUUGCACCAAAUCCUACAACACAGGGCAGUUCACCUGCAUCGAAGUGAAGUUCCACCUGGAGAGGCAGAUGGGCUACUACCUGAUCCAGAUGUACAUCCCAAGCCUGCUGAUUGUCAUCCUUUCGUGGGUCUCCUUCUGGAUCAACAUGGAUGCUGCACCUGCCCGGGUGGGGCUCGGCAUCACCACGGUGCUGACAAUGACCACCCAGAGUGCAGGGUCUCGGGCAUCCUUGCCUAAGGUCUCCUACGUCAAAGCCAUCGAUAUCUGGAUGGCCGUCUGCCUGCUCUUCGUCUUCGCCGCCCUGCUGGAAUACGCGGCGGUCAACUUCGUCUCGCGCCAGCAUAAGGAACUCCUGCGCCUGCGGCGGAGCCAACGUCGGCAGAGGAUGGAAGAAGAGUUGGUCCGUGAGAGCCGUUUCUACUUCCAGGGCUAUGGACUGGGCCAUUGCCUGCAGCACGUGAAAAGUGGCACGGCCAUGGAGAGCCCCAUCUACAGCCCGCCGGCGCCGGCCGCCCUCCUGCGAGAAGGCGAGAUGCUCCGGAGGCGCUACGUGGAGCGGGCCAAGCGCAUCGACACCGUCUCCCGAGCCGUCUUCCCCUUCACUUUCUUGGUCUUCAACAUUUUCUACUGGGUGGUCUACAAAGUGCUCCACCAAGCGGCCCCCUGAGCCGUGAGCGGGACCUGCCUUGCUGGCGGCUUCCUUGUGAGCUCCUGGCCCGGAGAACCAACGCACAAACGUCUACUCCUUUUCCCAAACGCCGCGCUGACAAAUUGGGCAAACUCUGCAUGAUGCUCAGGUGCGCCAAGGGGAGGUGUGGGAAACGGGCCCCCGCUCAGCAGGAUAGGAUUUAGGACCCCGUCGUGGGGUUGUCCUUCAUUUGCUAGAUUUGGGUUGCUCCCCUGAGGUCCAGGAAGCCUUGGAAGGACGAAAGAGCGGACGGGUAAAGAGAGAAGCUGUGGGUCACCCGGUCCGUCCCCCUGCCCAGCGCAGGCCUCUGCUCAGCUUUCCCUUAGAGGUGGUUCAGCCCCUCCCUACUUGAAAACCUCCCGCAAGGGGAACAGCAUCUCUGCAAGAUGUUCACACUGCUCGGCGGCAAUUCCCGAGAGGAAAUCCCUCCUGAGAGGACAUCUCCACCGUGUCGAGGGAGAAGGCGGAAGCAGCUUUGGUGGUCUGCUCAAGCCAACGGCGGUCGGCUGCUCCGAGAGCUUCUGGCAGGGCUUCGGCUCCAAGCCCCGAUUGCCCUGGGAGCCACCCUCCGAAGCCCCCGUGACUCUUUCCCGGUUUGCAAAGCAGCCUUGGGUCCAAUAGAACAAUGGCCUCCUGUGCUCUGGACACCGCUGUCCUUCAGGCAGCCCAAGAUUGCGUCGGCUUUUGAGCAGCUGCAACCCGGGCUUUGCCCUUGUUCGGACUGCGCUCCAUAUGUCCUCCUCCUCCUCCUCCUCCUCCUCCUCCUCUUCACAUGCCAAUCCAGCCCGACACCCAGAGUCAGGACAAUUUUCAGGAAAACAGGAUCUGCAAAGGCAGCACAGAUCUUUCAAUUUGCACCCGCCCAGCAUUCAGACCUGUCGCAGACCUGUUGAAUUGCACCGUGGCUGUCUAAGGUGUUAUUCAACCCCCUUACCUUGAUAUCCUUCCCUUCCAAUCCGUCCUCUGGGCCCCUUAAAGAGACUGUGGAGAGUCUGGUCGAGGAUGGCACCCCCAGGGCCCGUCAAUGGACAAUGCAAAGUCACUUUAGCUGACUGUUAGCUGCAGUUCAGCGGUUCAA
Molecule: messenger RNA, 2570 nt
Organism: Thamnophis elegans (Western terrestrial garter snake)
Lineage: Eukaryota; Metazoa; Chordata; Lepidosauria; Squamata; Natricidae
Product: glycine receptor subunit alpha-4-like
Exons: 9
Coding region: 122-1471 (449 amino acids)
Biological process (GO): nervous system process; chemical synaptic transmission; chloride transmembrane transport
Cellular component (GO): synapse; plasma membrane; neuron projection
Molecular function (GO): transmembrane signaling receptor activity; transmitter-gated monoatomic ion channel activity; glycine binding
Source: RefSeq, a predicted model, not a curated record